This is a messenger RNA of Adineta steineri, 1226 nucleotides long. The record is from the annotation of a GenBank genome assembly. NCBI's taxonomy places the organism in Eukaryota, Metazoa, Rotifera, Eurotatoria, Adinetida, Adinetidae.
AUGAAAACACCAAAAGAAUUUACGGCUAUGUUUGAAGAAUUAAGUCGUAGUGGAGAAUUACGUGAAGAAUAUGAGCAAGCUAAGCAGGAAAAAAAUAAAGCUGAACAAGAUACACAUGCUAAUUUUCAAAAGAAAAAAGGUGUAGAAAAACAAAAAAAGGAAGUUCGAUUAGAAAAAGAAGUUGCACAAAAAUAUGCUGCAUUAAAAACUCAAUAUGAUGAUCUUCAAUUACAAUUAAAAUUAUUUCAAUUAUUUCAUAAUAAACAAGAAUUAAUUGAAAAACGUGAAAUAGUUGAAAAGAAAAAAGAUGAAGUUUCAAAAUUAGAAAAACGUAAAGAAGUAUCAGAUGAAGAAAUAAAAUCAAAGAAAAAAGAAUUAGCAAUUUAUAAUAAAGAACUUGCAACUGAUGAACAGAAAAUAAAAGAAUUACAAAAGAAAAUUCUGUUCAUCAUCAAAAAAAAACUUGAUCUUGCAAAGAAAACUCUUCUAGCUGCUGAAAAAACUCAUGGUGCACAUGAUGAAGAAAUUGAAAAAUAUGAAUCUGAUUUACGUGAAGUUGAACGUUUACAAAAAGAAUAUGAAGAUAAAUUACAAGAUGAAUCACAAAAUGCUGGUCGUAAUUUAGCUCUUGAAGAAGAUCAAAUAAAAGAAUAUCGACAUUUAAAAGAAGAAGCAGCAAAAAAAAUGACACAAUUUUCUGAAGAAUAUGAUUCAAUUGAUCGUCAACAACAAGUUGAUAAAACAAAUCUCGAACAAGAACAACGAAGUCAAAGAGAUCAUAUGGCACGUAUUCAGCAAACAGAAUUACGUAAUGACGAAUUAAAUGGAAAAAUAGAUAAAUUAGCUGGUUAUAUAGUUGAUCUUGAACAAGAACUUAAGGAUAAACAGUCCGAUGCUCAGUUAUUGGAACGAGAAGUAACUGAUGGUCGAAGACGUUGUACUGAACUUGAAGAAGAACUUGAUCAAGUUAAUAAAGAAAUUGGUGAAGCAAGAUCUGAUCGAAAUGAAACAACUCGUGCACAACGACGUGCAGAACUUAUUGAAAAUCUCAAACAAUUUCCAGGCGUGUAUGGUCGUUUGAUUGAUCUAUGUGAACCAACUCAUAAACGUUUUCAAAUGGCCAUAACAAAAGUUCUUGGUCGUAAUAUGGAUUCAAUUGUUGUUGAACGUGAAACAACAGUUCAAUCAUGUUUACGUUAUAUGAAAGAACAUCGUUAUGAACCUGA